AUGGUUUGCACGAGAAUAUCAAGAAUUUCCAGACCAUUCAGCUUAAAACUGUACCAAAAUGUAUUGCUUAGAAGGGCCUUCACAGUUUCAACCUCACUAAGAGCCAAUACUCUAAUGGAAACAAGUGGGUUCUCAGACACACAAUUGGAAGUUAGGGAAGCCAUUGCCAAAAUCUGCUCGAAAUACCCUGACGAAUAUUGGGCAAAACAUGAUGAAUCUGGUGAAUAUCCACAUGAAUUACAUGCAGAUUUAGCGAAAGGUGGAUGGAUUGGCAUUGCCCUUCCAGAAGAACUUGGAGGAUCCGGCCUUGGUAUCUCAGAGGCUACUAUGAUGUUGCAUACGAUUUCAGAGAGCGGUGCAGAUGUUUAUGCCACUCAGCCUGUCGCAAAAUUCGCCACUCCCUCCCAACGUCAAAGUAUGCUACCCAAGCUAAUCGAUGGUACAUGGCGAGCAUGUUUUGGAGUCACCGAACCCAACACUGGUUUGGAGACUCUCAAGCUCAAAACUCGAGCUAUGCGUGAAGGUGAUACUUACAGGAUAACCGGUCAGAAAAUAUGGAUAUCCUCAGCACAAGUUGCAACGAACAUGGUGCUAUUGGCUAGAACUACCCCCAUUGAAGAAGUGGCAAAGCCUUCCGAAGGCCUAUCUCUUUUCUUCAUAGACUUUGAUCCUAAACAGCUAGGCCUCGAACUCAAGAAAAUCAAAAAGAUGGGAGGAAGUGCUAUUGAUGCAAACGAGGUUUUCUUCGACAAUUACGUCGUGAGAAGUAACUCACUAAUCGGUAAAGAAGGUCAAGGUUUCAAAAUCGUACUUCAUGGCAUGAACGCUGAACGAUGUCUCCUAGCAGGGGAAGCACUAGGUCUUGGAUAUGCCGCACUCUAUCGAGCCUCCCGGUAUGCAAAGGAAAGAAUCGUUUUUGGUCGACCUAUAGGUAUGAAUCAAGGUAUUCAACACCCACUGGCAGAUGCAUACAUGCACCUUGAAGCUGCGAAAUUGGCAACUUAUCACGCAGCAAGGUUGUACGAUAAGUCAAGGACGGAUGAAACAGUAACACAAACAGCUGUUGGUGUUGCGUGCAAUAGCGCAAAGUAUUUAGCAGGUGAGGCAGCCUUUACUGCCUGUGAAAGAAGCGUGUUAAGCUUGGGAGGCAUGGGCUAUGCUCGAGAAUAUCAUGUUGAGAGAUACUUAAGGGAGUGUUUCGUUCCAAGGAUCGCGCCAGUUUCGAGGGAAAUGAUCAUGAAUUAUGUUGGAGAGAAGGUUCUUGGCUUACCUAGAAGCUACUGA
Sclerotinia sclerotiorum 1980 UF-70 is the source of this 1284-nucleotide messenger RNA. RefSeq lists its product as hypothetical. Gene Ontology annotation, molecular function: acyl-CoA dehydrogenase activity; flavin adenine dinucleotide binding. Lineage: Eukaryota; Fungi; Ascomycota; Leotiomycetes; Helotiales; Sclerotiniaceae. The transcript is spliced from 3 exons. The coding region runs from base 1 to 1284 and encodes 427 amino acids. The record is from RefSeq and is a predicted model, not a curated record.